GAGAAAGCCAAAAAUAGAUCUUUUCAGGACCUGUGUUGCUGCUAUCCCCCGACUGCUUCCUGAUGGAAUGUCAAAACUUGAACUUAUUGACUUGCUGGCUAGGCUCUCUAUUCAUAUGGACGAUGAGCUGCGACAUAUUGCACAAAAUUCUCUUCAGGGUUUACUUGUUGACUUCUCAGACUGGAGAGAAGAUGUACUAUUUGGCUUUACCAACUUCCUACUUCGGGAAGUCAAUGACAUGCAUCACACGCUCCUUGAUUCAUCCCUGAAGUUACUGCUCCAGCUGCUCACCCAGUGGAAACUGGUCAUACAAACUCAAGGAAAAGUCUAUGACCAAUCCAACAAGAUCAGAAAUUCAGAGCUGAUUGCAAAUGGCUCCAGCCACAGAAUUCAGUCGGAGCGGGGCCCCCACUGCAGCGUGCUUCACGCUGUGGAAGGCUUUGCUUUGGUUUUACUCUGCAGUUUCCAGGUGGCCACACGCAAACUGUCCGUUUUAAUACUCAAGGAAAUUCGAGCUUUAUUUGUUGCCCUGGGUCAGCCUGAGGACGAUGACAGGCCUAUGAUUGAUGUCAUGGAUCAGCUAAGUUCGUCCAUUCUCGAAAGUUUCAUUCAUGUAGCAGUUUCAGAUUCGGCAACAUUACCGCUGACCCACAGUGUGGAUCUGCAGUGGUUGGUGGAGUGGAACGCAGUCCUGGUCAAUAGCCAUUAUGACGUGAAGAGCCCUUCCCAUGUCUGGAUAUUCGCUCAGUCGGUCAAAGACCCCUGGGUUCUCUGCCUCUUCAGUUUCCUGCGGCAGGAGAACCUGCCCAAACACUGCCCCACAGCCCUCAGCUAUGCCUGGCCAUACGCCUUCACUCGGCUCCAGUCCGUCAUGCCCCUGGUAGACCCCAAUAGCCCAAUUAAUGCCAAGAAAACCAGCACUGCCGGCAGUGGAGACAAUUAUGUUACCUUGUGGAGAAAUUACCUUAUUCUUUGUUUUGGAGUUGCAAAACCCAGUAUCAUGAGCCCGGGACACUUAAGAGCGUCCACUCCAGAAAUCAUGGCGACCACACCUGAUGGUACAGUGAGCUACGAUAACAAGGCCAUAGGUACCCCAUCGGUGGGAGUUCUGUUAAAGCAACUGGUGCCUUUGAUGAGACUAGAGGGCAUUGAGAUCACAGAGUCCUUAGUUUUAGGAUUUGGAAGAACAAAUUCCCUUGUUUUCAGAGAAUUGGUAGAAGAACUUCAUCCAUUAAUGAAAGAAGCUCUGGAACGAAGACCAGAGAAUAAAAAACGCCGAGAACGGCGGGACUUGUUAAGGCUACAACUACUUCGAAUUUUUGAGCUUCUGGCUGAUGCAGGUGUCAUAAGUGACAGCACAAAUGGAGCCUUAGAACGGGAUACUUUAGCCCUUGGAGCUUUGUUCUUAGAAUAUGUGGAUCUGACCCGCAUGCUCCUAGAAGCUGAAAAUGACAAAGAAGUAGAAAUUCUUAAAGAUAUCCGGGCACAUUUUAGUGCGAUGGUCGCCAACUUGAUUCAGUGUGUACCAGUUCACCACCGAAGAUUUCUGUUUCCCCAGCAAAGCCUGAGGCAUCAUCUUUUCAUCUUAUUUAGCCAGUGGGCAGGACCCUUCAGCAUUAUGUUCACCCCUCUGGAUCGCUACAGUGAUAGAAAUCAUCAGAUUACAAGAUACCAGUAUUGUGCAUUAAAGGCGAUGUCAGCGGUGUUGUGCUGUGGCCCUGUGUUCGACAACGUGGGCCUUUCCCCGGAUGGCUACCUGUACAAGUGGCUUGACAACAUUCUGGCUUGUCAAGAUUUACGAGUUCAUCAACUUGGCUGUGAAGUCGUCAUCUUGCUAUUGGAACUUAAUCCCGACCAAAUUAAUCUUUUUAAUUGGGCAAUUGACCGAUGCUACACAGGUUCCUACCAGCUUGCAUCUGGCUGCUUCAAAGCCAUAGCAACUGUGUGUGGAAGCAGGAAUUAUCCCUUUGACAUAGUGACAUUGUUGAACCUUGUUCUAUUCAAGGCCUCUGACACCAACAGAGAGAUUUAUGAAAUCUCCAUGCAGCUCAUGCAGAUCCUUGAAGCCAAGCUCUUCGUGUACUCGAAGAAAGUAGCUGAACAGAGACCCGGCAGUAUUCUCUACGGAACACAUGGCCCCUUGCCACCCCUGUACAGUGUGUCACUAGCACUCCUGUCAUGUGAACUGGCCAGGAUGUACCCCGAGCUCACCCUCCCACUCUUCUCAGAGGUCAGCCAGCGGUUCCCCACGACACACCCAAAUGGGCGUCAGAUCAUGCUCACCUACCUGCUGCCCUGGCUGCACAACAUCGAGCUGGUGGACAGCAGGCUCCUCCUCCCGGGGUCAAGCCCCAGCAGCCCAGACGAUGACGUCAAGGACCAGGAGGGGGAAGUGACUGCUUCACACGGGCUGAGAGGCAGUGGCUGGGGCUCCCCGGAAGCCACGUCACUGGUCCUGAAUAACCUCAUGUACAUGACGGCCAAGUACGGCGAUGAAGUUCCUGGACCAGAAAUGGAAAAUGCUUGGAAUGCUUUAGCCAACAACGAGAAAUGGAGCAACAACCUGAGGAUCACCUUGCAGUUCCUGAUCAGCUUGUGUGGGGUUAGCAGCGACACGCUUCUCUUGCCCUAUAUUAAAAAGGUGGCAAUCUACUUGUGUCGUAACAACACCAUUCAGACCAUGGAGGAGCUUCUCUUCGAGCUGCAGCAGACGGAGCCGGUGAAUCCCAUCGUCCAGCACUGUGACAACCCACCCUUCUACCGCUUCGCAGCCAGUAGCAAGGCCUCCGCGGCAGCCUCCGGAACCACCUCCAGCAGCAACACAGUGGUUGCCGGCCAAGACAGUUUCCCAGACGCCGAGGAGAGCAAGAUAUUGAAAGAAUCUGAUGAGAGGUUUAGUAAUGUCAUCAGAGCCCACACCCGCCUAGAGUCAAGAUACAGCAAUAGCUCUGGAGGAUCAUAUGAUGAAGAUAAAAAUGACCCGAUUUCUCCCUACACGGGCUGGCUGUUGACUAUUACAGAGACCAAACAACCACAGCCCCUCCCCAUGCCUUGUACUGGAGGAUGCUGGGCCCCCCUGGUUGACUACCUCCCAGAGACCAUCACUCCCCGGGGGCCCCUCCAUAGGUGCAAUAUUGCUGUUAUUUUUAUGACUGAGAUGGUGGUGGAUCACAGUGUGAGAGAAGAUUGGGCUCUUCAUCUACCAUUAUUACUUCAUGCUGUCUUCUUAGGUUUGGACCAUUACCGGCCUGAAGUCUUUGAACACAGCAAAAAAUUGCUUCUUCACCUCUUGAUUGCCCUCUCUUGCAACAGUAAUUUUCAUGCCAUUGCUUCUGUGCUCCUGCAGACUCGAGAGAUGGGCGAAGCUAAGACUCUCACAGUUCAGCCAGCUUAUCAACCAGAGUAUCUCUACACAGGUGGCUUUGACUUCCUGAGAGAGGACCAGUCAUCCCCAGUGCCAGACUCUGGGCUGAGCUCCAGUUCCACGUCCUCCAGCAUCAGUCUGGGGGGCAGCAGCGGGAACCUCCCGCAGAUGACCCAGGAAGUGGAGGACACGGACACAACUGCUGAAGCGGAUGAGAAGGCAAACAAGCUCAUUGAGUUUCUGACGACCAGGGCAUUUGGUCCACUUUGGUGCCAUGAAGACAUCACACCCAAAAAUCAAAAUUCAAAGAGUGCUGAACAGCUCACUAAUUUUCUACGUCAUGUUGUAUCUGUAUUUAAAGACUCCAAAUCAGGUUUCCACCUGGAGCAACAUUUGAGUGAAGUUGCAUUGCAGACGGCCCUUGCAAGCUCCUCAAGGCACUAUGCCGGUCGGUCCUUCCAGAUAUUCCGGGCGCUCAAGCAACCUCUGUCAGCACACGCCUUGUCUGACCUUCUUUCCAGACUGGUGGAGGUGAUCGGAGAACAUGGAGAUGAGAUUCAGGGUUACGUAAUGGAGGCACUCCUUACGUUGGAAGCUGCUGUGGAUAACCUGUCUGACUGCUUGAAGAACAGCGAUCUCUUAACGGUAUUAUCUCGCUCUUCAUCACCAGAUUUAAGCUCUAGCACUAAACUAACAGCAAGCAGAAAGAGCACAGGACAACUAAAUGUGAACCCUGGGGCGGCCAGUGGCAAUACGGCAACCGCAGAACGGAGCCGGCAUCAAAGAAGCUUUUCUGUGCCCAAGAAAUUUGGUGUUGUCGACCGAUCCUCAGACCCACCCCGGAGUGCCACACUGGACAGAAUUCAGGCUUGUACCCAACAAGGCCUGUCCUCAAAAACAAGAAGCUCAUCUUCCUUGAAGGACAGCCUCUCAGACCCAUCACACAUAAACCAUCCAACCAACUUGUUGGCCACCAUCUUUUGGGUCACAGUGGCCUUGAUGGAAUCUGAUUUUGAGUUUGAAUACCUAAUGGCCUUGAGGCUGUUGAACAGGCUACUGGCUCACAUGCCACUUGAUAAAGCUGAGAACCGAGAAAAACUUGAAAAACUCCAGGCACAGCUCAAGUGGUCAGACUUCUCAGGGUUGCAGCAGCUGCUGCUGAAAGGAUUCACCUCCCUCACCACCACCGACUUGACCCUGCAGCUUUUCAGUUUGCUCACACCAGUAUCCAAAGUAUCCAUGGUGGAUUCAUCCCAAGCCAUUGGGUUUCCACUGAAUGUGUUGUGUCUCCUGCCCCAGCUGAUCCAACAUUUUGAAAAUCCCAAUCAGUUCUGCAAGGAUAUAGCCGAAAGGAUUGCUCAGGUGUGUUUGGAAGAAAAGAAUCCCAAACUUUCCAAUCUUGCACAUGUCAUGACUCUCUAUAAAACACACAGCUACACGAGGGACUGUGCCACGUGGGUCAACGUGGUCUGCCGAUACCUUCACGAAGCAUACGCUGACAUUACCUUGAAUAUGGUGACCUACCUGGCAGAGCUGCUGGAGAAGGGUCUCCCCAGUAUGCAGCAGCCCCUCCUCCAGGUGAUCUACAGUCUGCUCAGCUACAUGGACCUGUCCGUCGUCCCUGUAAAACAGUUUAAUGUGGAAGUUCUGAAGACCAUUGAAAAAUAUGUGCAAAGUGUUCACUGGAGAGAAGCUUUGAAUAUCCUGAAGCUGGUAGUUUCUCGAUCUGCCAGCCUAGUUUUGCCUUCCUACCAGCAGAGUGACCUCUCAAAGAUAGAAAUACAUCGAGUGUGGACCAGUGCUUCUAAGGAAUUACCUGGAAAAACCCUAGACUUUCACUUUGAUAUUUCAGAGACGCCAAUCAUCGGGAGGCGAUACGAUGAGCUGCAGAACUCUUCUGGACGGGAUGGGAAGCCCAGGGCUGUGGCCGUCACCAGGAGCACAUCAUCUACGUCAUCAGGCUCCAACUCCAAUGUCCUUGUUCCUGUAAGCUGGAAAAGGCCCCAGUACUCUCAGAAGAGGACAAAAGAGAAGUUGGUGCACGUUCUUUCUCUGUGUGGCCAAGAAGUAGGAUUAAGCAAAAAUCCAUCAGUGAUUUUUUCAUCGUGUGGGGAUUUGGAUCUGCUUGAGCACCAGACGAGCUUGGUGUCUUCUGAGGACGGCGCCCGAGAGCAGGAGAACAUGGAUGACACAAACAGCGAGCAGCAGUUUAGAGUCUUUAGGGACUUCGAUUUCUUAGAUGUGGAGCUGGAGGAUGGAGAGGAACUUCAGGGUGAGAGUAUGGACAAUUUCAACUGGGGAGUGCGCAGGCGUUCUCUGGACAGUUUGGACAAGUGUGAUAUGCAGCUUCUGGAGGAGCGCCAACUUUCGGGAAGGUCUCCCAGCCUAAAUAAAAUGAACCACGAGGACUCCGAUGAAUCCUCCGAAGAGGAGGACCUCACAACCAGCCAGAUCCUGGAGCACUCCGACCUAAUCAUGACUCGCUCCCCUUCUGAGGAGACUAAUCCCAUGGAAUCGCUCACCACAGCCUGUGACAUGACCCCGGCUGACUCUCAUUCCUUUAACACCAGAAUGGCUAGCUUUGAUGCGUCUUUGUCCGAUAUGAAUAAUCUGCAGAUUUCUGAGGGCUCCAAGGCUGAAGCCGUCCAGGAGGAGGAAGACACGGCCGUGCAUGAGGACGAUCUCUCCAGUUCUGUCAAUGAACUCCCAGCAACCUUCGAAUGCAGUGGUAGCUUCAGCCUGGAUAUGACUGAGGCAGAAGAAAAAGGCAAUAGAGGACUGGACCAGUUUACUCUCGCUAGCUUUGGAGAAGGUGACAGGGGGGUCUCUCCCCCACCCUCGCCCUUCUUCUCGGCCAUCCUUGCUGCAUUCCAGCCGGCGGCCUGUGACGACGCAGAGGAAGCCUGGCGCAGCCACAUCAACCAGCUCAUGUGCGACUCGGAUGGCUCCUGUGCGGUGUAUACAUUUCAUGUGUUCUCCUCCUUGUUUAAGAAUAUUCAGAAAAGAUUCUGCUUCCUAACCUGUGAUGCGGCCAGCUACCUUGGAGACAAUCUCCGGGGAAUCGGGUCCAAGUUUGUCAGCUCUUCCCAGAUGCUCACCUCCUGCUCUGAAUGCCCUACACUCUUCGUGGAUGCUGAGACCCUCCUUUCUUGUGGACUUCUGGACAAGCUCAAGUUCAGUGUUUUAGAACUGCAAGAAUAUUUGGAUACCUACAACAACAGAAAAGAAGCCACUCUCUCGUGGCUUGCAAAUUGCAAGGCAACAUUUGCAGGAGGAUCAAGAGAUGGAGUAAUUACCUGUCAGCCAGGGGACUCGGAAGAAAAGCAAAUGGAAUCUCUUGCACAAUUGGAACUGUGCCAGAGGUUAUAUAAGCUGCACUUCCAGCUGCUGCUGCUUUUUCAGUCCUACUGUAAGCUCAUCGGCCAGGUGCACGAAGUCAGCUCCACGCCAGAGCUGCUAAAUAUGUCCAGGGAACUGAGUGACUUAAAGAAAAACCUGAAGGAGGCCACUGCGGCCAUUGCAGCUGACCCUCUCUAUAUAGAGGGUGCCUGGUCUGAGCCAACCUUCACAUCCACUGAAGCGGCCAUCCAGUCCAUGCUGGAGUGCCUGAAGAACAAUGAACUUGGCAAGGCUUUACGGCAAAUCAGGGAAUGCAGAAGUCUGUGGCCCAAUGACAUCUUUGGAAGCAGUUCUGAUGAUGAGGUCCAGACACUACUGAAUAUUUACUUCCGUCAUCAAACUCUGGGACAAACGGGUACUUAUGCAUUGGUGGGGUCUAACCAGAGCCUGACCGAAAUCUGCACCAAGCUGAUGGAGCUGAACAUGGAGAUCCGGGACAUGAUUCGCAGGGCCCAGAGUUACCGGGUCCUCACUACUUUUCUUCCAGACUCCAGUGUUUCUGGCACUAGUCUCUGACAGGAGCCUCCCAUCCCCCAUGGGUUCCAAGCUGGGGGUGCUGUCAUGCUGGGGUGACGUCAUUCAGUGUCUUUUCAGCCUUCAGAAGGCUUGGUCAGACUGUUCUCCCUCUUGUUACCUGUAGGACUUUUUCUAAGAAAAACAGGAUGACAGAACUUCCAACGUGUAGCAAUACCAUCAGAACCAAGGUAGCAUAGAACAUUCUGGAACAGACUCCAUCUGUUAUGCUGUGUGGCACAAAGGUGUUAUUUUACUGAGCAGAUGCAACUCACUACUGAAGAAAGUGACUUCCAUUGCAUACCAAAGCUGACUACACUGAACAAUACCUUCCUUUCUAGAAACAAUUUUAGAUUGGCAAAAGUGCAAUGUUUUCUUCACUAAAAAAAUAUUUUAUAUUCUAAAACUUGUACAUUCUUUUAUUUUUCCUUUUCUUUUUUUCUUUUUUCUUUUUUCUUUUUUUGGUGGGCUGAGGAAGGGGCAGGCAGAAUGAAGCUGGCCACUGAAAACUGUAAGACAGUCAAAAGCUGACAGCCUGUUUAUGUGAAAAGGGAAUUGUAAAUGGACAAUUUAAUAUACACUGUAAUUUGAAUACAAUUACUGUAUCUAAAAGGAGCUGCUAUGAAGUACCUUUCUUAUGUUGCUAGGCUACUGUUUCCGAAAGCCCUGAAUCUCUGCAGGAGUCUGUGAUUAGGACCCUAGCACCAAAUAUGGUCCAGAUAGACCUUUUUGUAAGGGUCUUGGCUGCUUUUUACUAGAAGGUUGCUUAUAUGAGCAUAUUUAUACUACAAAAGGAUGAGUGUUAAUUUUAACCAACUUUGCCAUUUUGUAGAAAAAGUUAAAGAAAUUCACAUUAUAAACUCCAAGUCUUUUCACCUGUCACGCAUGCAUAUUUUAAUAUCCAUCUGGAUAGCCACAAGUAGAAUCAUAAAGAUAAACUAUGAGUUGUCACUUUGUUACUUAAGAAAUGUCAUAUUUUAUUUGUAACAUAUAUGUAAAGGGCCAUUCUUAAGUUUUCUCCUUCAAAUUAAUGCUGUCAAGUGUUAGCUGUGUGCAUGUAAGCCGGUUGCACAUCAGAAACAUAUUCAAAGUUGAUCUAUGUAACUUAUUCACUCUGUAAAUACAUUUAAAGUUUUUGUGAUGUAAUCUUGGUUGAUAUUCUAUUCAGAACUUCCUUUAGACUAAAAAAAAGACAAAAUACAUAUUGACCAUGGAUUUUA
Molecule: messenger RNA, 8496 nt
Organism: Leptonychotes weddellii (Weddell seal)
Lineage: Eukaryota; Metazoa; Chordata; Mammalia; Carnivora; Phocidae
Source: RefSeq, a predicted model, not a curated record